This is a messenger RNA of Dunckerocampus dactyliophorus (ringed pipefish), 1933 nucleotides long. RefSeq names its product NADH-ubiquinone oxidoreductase chain 2-like. Gene Ontology annotation, biological process: mitochondrial electron transport, NADH to ubiquinone. Gene Ontology annotation, molecular function: NADH dehydrogenase (ubiquinone) activity. The record is from RefSeq and is a predicted model, not a curated record. NCBI's taxonomy places the organism in Eukaryota, Metazoa, Chordata, Actinopteri, Syngnathiformes, Syngnathidae.
UAGUAUUCCUGUGCGUACGAGCCUCAUACCCUUGCUUUGGGUAGGACUAACUUAUACACCUUAUCUGAAAAAACUUCCUCCCCAUCACUCUGGCACUAGUAAUUUGACAUCUAUCAUUACCAAUUGCCUUUAUAGGACUAGCCCCACAAUUUUAGAAGGAGUUGUGCCUGAAUAUUAAGGACCACUUUGAUAGAGUGUAGCAUGGAGGUUAAAGUCCUCCCAACUCCUUCGAAAAGGGGAUUUGAACCCCACUGAAGAGAUCAAAACUCUUAGUGCUUCCUUUACACCACUUCCUACUAAGUAAAGUAAGCUAAUAUAAGCUUUUGGGCCCAUAACCCAAAAAUGCGGGUUGAAAUCCCCCCUUUGCUGAUGAACCCAAUCCUCCCCUUUAUUUUUUUAUCAUCAAUUUCUUUAGGGACAACACUUACACUGAUAAGCUCACACUGAAUGCUUGCCUGAUUUGGACUAGAAAUUAACACCAUAGCAAUUAUCCCAAUAGCUUACAAUCACCACCCCCAACCAAUUGAUGCCACCAAAUACUUCAUAGCCCAAGCCACAGCUGCAGCUCUGAUCUUAUUCGCUAGUAUACUUAACGCCUGAAUAACGGGACAAUGAUCUAUUGACCAAAUAACACACCCCACUGCCGUAGGGCUUGCCUCCCUUGGCCUAGCAAUAAAAAUCGGAAUUGCCCCCUUCAAAUGAUUACCCGAAGUCCUCCAAGGAUUAGAUCUGACCACAGGACUAAUUCUGUCCACUUGACAAAAAUUAGCCCCCUUUGCCCUACUUACCCAACUCCCACCGCUUAACCAAGAACUAUUUAUUGCAAUAGCCCUCAUAUCAACAGUAAUUGGGGGAUGAGGGGGAUUAAAUCAAACCCAAUUACGGAAAAUUUUAGCCUAUUCCUCCAUCGCCCACUUCGGAUGAGUAUUCCUAAUCUUACAAUUUUCAACCUCUUUAGCUUUAAUCAUGCUUUUAACCUACUUCUUCAUAACUUUUUCCGUUUUCACCAUAUUUAAAAUUAAUAAAUCAAUUAACAUCAACUCACUAUCUAUAUAAUGAACAAAAGCCCCAGCACUUACUGCCCUGACCCCACUUAUUAUUCUCUCAUUAGGAGGACGACCAAAAUGGAUAAUCCUUACCACACUCACAUCACUAGACCUAAACAUGGCAGCCACAUUAACAGCCCUUUCCACCCUCUUAAGCCUAUACUUCUACCUACGACUAACUUAUGCUAUAUCUAUUACCAUACCCCCCGACAACACCUCCGGCACCCUACCCUGAUGUUUACACAACCUAAACCUGACCAUACCACUAGCCUCCGCUUCAACACUCACAAUUAUACUUCUACCAAUUCCACCCACAAUACUGUCAACACUAAGCUAGAGGUUUAGGAUAACAUCAAAACCAAGGGCCUUCAAAGCUCUAAAUAGGAGUGAAAAUCUCUUAACCCCUGAUAAGACUUGUGGAAUACUACUCCACAUCUACUGCAUGCAAAACAGACACUGUAAUUAAGCUAAAGCCUUUCUACAUGAGCAGGCCUCGAUCCUACAAACUCCUAGUUAACAGCUAGGCGCCCAAACCAGAGAGCAUGCCUUUCAGAGCGGGAAGGCGGGGGAAAGCCCCGGCAGAUGUUAAUCUACUUCUUUGGAUUUGCAAUCCAACAUGUGAUACACCUCAGGAUUUGGCAAGAAGGGGGUUCAAACCCCUGUAUAUGGGGCUACAAUCCACCGCGAUGCUCAGCCAUCCUACCUGUGAUAAUCUCACGCUGAUUAUUCUCAACCAACCACAAAGAUAUCGCACCCUUUAUUUAGUAUUUGGGGCUUAAGCCGCAAUAGUGGGUCCUGCUCUUAGCCUAUUAAUUUGCACAGAAUUAAGACAGCUGGGCGCUCGACUAGGCGGCGACCAAAUUUACAAUGUAACUGUAACAGCUCAU